AUGGCCGUCUCUUCGUUUCAGUGCCCUACGAUCUUCUCAUCGAUCUCAAUCUCCGGUUUCCAAUGCCGUUCCGAUCCAGAUCUCGUCGGUUCUCCGAUCGGUGGAUCAUCUCGCCGUCGAGUCAAUGCGACCUCCGGGAUCUCAUCGUCAUUCACCGGAGACGGUGGAUUAUCCUCAAGGAUCUUGAGAUUUCCUCCUAAUUUCGUUCGUCAGCUAAGUAUCAAAGCCCGUAGAAACUGUAGCAACAUCGGUGUUGCACAGAUCGUGGCUGCUAAGUGGUCCAACGACCCCUCAUCCGAGUUACCAUCGGCGGCGGCGGCGAAGAAAUCUGUUUCUGCGGUUUCUUCCUCCGCAGCUUCAGCCGCCGCCUCCGCCCCAACGGCUGCCGUUCCUCCCGUCGUGCUUAAAAGCGUCGAUGAAGAGGUUUUGGUGGCCGAGGAGGAGGAAGGGGUUAGGGAGAUAGAUAGUGUACAGUUGAAUGAUUCGAAACCACCCUCAUUCUUAAGCUCCGAUGGGAGCUUGACUGUUCAUGCUGGUGAGAGAUUAGGUCGUGGUAUAGUCACUGAUGCUAUCACUACUCCUGUAGUCAACACAUCUGCUUAUCAUUUCAAGAAAACUGCUGAUCUUCUUGACUUCAAGGAGAAAAGGAGUGUAAGUUUUGAGUAUGGUCGUUAUGGAAACCCUACGACUGAGGUAGUUGAGGACAAGAUAAGUGCACUUGAAGGUGCUGAAACAACCUUGGUUAUGGCAUCUGGGAUGUGUGCAAGCACUGUUAUGCUAUUGGCAUUGGUUCCUGCUGGUGGACACAUUGUGACUACUACUGAUUGCUACAGGAAGACAAGAAUCUUCAUGGAGACUUUCCUUCCCAAGUUGGGGAUUACUGUCACUGUGAUUGAUCCUGCUGAUAUCGCGGGGCUUGAAGCUGCGGUGAAUGAACACAAGGUUUCUCUGUUCUUCACUGAGUCCCCGACGAACCCAUUCCUUAGAUGUGUCGACAUUAGGCUAGUUUCAGAAAUAUGCCACAAAAGGGGAACUCUUGUUUGCAUUGAUGGCACCUUUGCAACACCUCUGAAUCAGAAAGCCCUUGCACUUGGUGCUGAUCUUGUCGUGCACUCUGCUACAAAAUACAUUGGUGGACACAACGAUGUUCUUGCUGGAUGCAUCUGUGGCUCACUGAAGGUGGUUUCAGAAAUCCGCAAUCUGCAUCAUGUGUUGGGAGGCACACUUAACCCGAACGCUUCGUACUUUCUCAUCCGAGGCAUGAAGACACUGCAUCUUCGUGUACAUCAACAAAAUUCCACCGCCCAAAAGAUGGCCGAAGUUUUAGAGGCACAUCCUAAGGUGAGUCAUGUAUACUAUCCAGGCCUUCCAAGUCACCCCGAGCAUGACCUCGCCAAGCGACAAAUGACUGGUUUUGGAGGUGUGGUCAGUUUCGAGAUUGAUGGAGACAUUGAAACAACAAUCAAGUUUGUGGAUUCUCUCAAGAUUCCUUACAUCGCACCAUCUUUCGGUGGCGUGGAAAGCAUUGUGGACCAACCCGCCAUCAUGUCUUACUGGGAUCUGACGCAAGAGGAGAGGCUAAAGUAUGGAAUCAAAGAUAAUUUGGUUCGUUUCAGCUUUGGAGUUGAAGACUUUGAAGAUGUCAAAGCUGACGUUCUCCAAGCUCUUGAAGCCAUCUGA
Molecule: messenger RNA, 1680 nt
Organism: Arabis nemorensis
Lineage: Eukaryota; Viridiplantae; Streptophyta; Magnoliopsida; Brassicales; Brassicaceae
Source: the annotation of a GenBank genome assembly